Molecule: messenger RNA, 638 nt
Organism: Rubroshorea leprosula
Lineage: Eukaryota; Viridiplantae; Streptophyta; Magnoliopsida; Malvales; Dipterocarpaceae
Source: the annotation of a GenBank genome assembly
GAUUUGGCUACAUCAUAGCCUUAAUAAAAUAAAUCAGUUCAUAAUAAAAAGAAUAAAAUCUACAAUCAUAGUUAAGAACAAGGAAGAAUAAAACCCAAUUCGAGGAAAUCGAACUCCUUGAUCUUCUAUUGUUGAAUCCUCUAUUUUGACCUCCAAGAAUGCCCAAGAGAGGGCUGCCACAAGCCUCUCCAAGCUCUCUUCAUUCUCUGAAUUUGGAUAGCGCAAACAAGGGGAUUGGACUGGGAAUAUGGAAGCAGUCAGCCGAAAAAGGGAUCUUGCCAGUAUCGCUUCUCUGACAGAUUUCAUCAAAUCCCAGUUUGGAAAGCUCGAUAUCUUGGUGAACAACGCAGGAAUUCCUGGCGUCAUAGCAGAUGCUGAUGCUCUAGAGCUUCAAAUUUUGGAAAGUGUUGAAGAAGGUGCUGCAGGUCCUACGAGAUUGGCUUUGCUACCCAAUGGUGGCCCUUCCGACCUCUCCUUCAAGCAAAUGGAGGAACAGGAAUUUUGAUGAGGUUGUGGGAAAAGUUUAUGUUUUUCCUAUGUUUGUAGCUUGUGUUUUUAAGUGCAUGGAAAAAGUACAUUAACAGUAUGAUGUUGAUCCAAAAGACAUGUAUGUUUGGGAAUAAUUUGUAUGUGAUUAU